Mangifera indica (mango) is the source of this 1250-nucleotide messenger RNA. RefSeq names its product LOB domain-containing protein 25. The record is from RefSeq and is a predicted model, not a curated record. The transcript is spliced from 2 exons. Bases 554 to 1054 code for a protein of 166 amino acids. NCBI's taxonomy places the organism in Eukaryota, Viridiplantae, Streptophyta, Magnoliopsida, Sapindales, Anacardiaceae.
ACCCUUUUCCGAUUUUCAUUUUUUAUUUCGAAACUAACAAAAAAUUUUCUUGUUAAUUAUAUGGCUUAAUAGCGGCAUAAUAUACAUAUUUUUUAUAUUAUAAUAAGAAGAAAGUACAUGUGAUUAAGUUUAAGAUGUAAUUUCAUGAUCCUCUACUUGGAAGUAAAUAAGUAAGAUCUAUAUAUUAAUUAGCACUGUACUUGAGGUUUUCUAAAUUAUGUGGAGAGGGAGAGUUUAAAGGAACUUUUUGACAAAUUCAAGAUAAUCCAAACACAGUGCUGUAUAUUUAUAUAUGGUCUGUUAUGUUUCUUCUUUAUUUUCUUUUUAUAUGUACAGUUAGCCUUGACUAUAGGGUUUUUGGCUGAAAUUCGAGAUGAAAUUCAAGGAAGACUGCUUUGCAGGCCAUAAAAGUAAAAGUUGGUUGAAAAGGAGAUAGCAGUUGGGUGUUUUCUAUAAUUCAGUUUCCAUAAGACAACAUGUGUUUUUACUUAUUAGCCUAUUUCAAUAGUCCAAGAUACCGCAAGACUUUCUGAAUAAAAAGAGAGUUAAAAUCAUGGCUUCUUCCAGUCAUUCCAAUCCUCCAUGUGCUGGCUGCAAGUUCUUAAGGAGAAAAUGCCUGCCCAACUGCAUUUUUGCACCAUAUUUUCCCCCCGAAGAGCCCCAGAAAUUCGCCAAUGUCCACAAGAUUUUCGGGGCAAGCAACGUCAGCAAACUGUUAAACGAGGUGAUGCCUCAUCAGAGGGAGGAUGCAGUGAACUCUCUUGCAUACGAAGCUGAGGCGCGCAUGAAAGAUCCAGUCUAUGGCUGUGUUGGAGCUAUCUCCGUCCUCCAACGACAAGUCGUUCGACUCCAAAGAGAAUUAGAUGCAACAAAUGCUGAUUUGAUCCGCUUUGCCUGCAAUGAAAUGCCGCCUGCAACUACAUCUGAUCAGUUUGGGUCAACAAGGAGUUCGGGCCAUGGACAAGGAGCUGUUGACCAAAAUUCUGGCUUCUACUUUCCCUACAAUAACGAUCAUUUUGGAGAUGGGCAUGAGGGAGGUGAAGGUAGCAUGUAAUUAUCCAUAAAUAAUCAACAAUCUAUCACUGUAUUUGCAGAGUUAUGAGUUUCUAGCUGGAGGAAUUAAUACCCUUUUAGGGUUUCGUACUAUAUGCAUAUAAGGCACUGUCAUUUAUUAUUAUGUGGAGAUACUAUUUUGUUUGACUUCUCCUUUCAUCAUAUAAAUUUUAGUAUAUGUACAUGUUAUUAUGAUA